Gaeumannomyces tritici R3-111a-1 is the source of this 2507-nucleotide messenger RNA. RefSeq names its product U2 small nuclear ribonucleoprotein B. Bases 187 to 783 code for a protein of 198 amino acids. The record is from RefSeq and is a predicted model, not a curated record. The transcript is spliced from 3 exons. Gene Ontology annotation, molecular function: RNA binding. Lineage: Eukaryota; Fungi; Ascomycota; Sordariomycetes; Magnaporthales; Magnaporthaceae.
AGACGAGCUUCCAUAUGUGUUUGACCUCGACGCGACAACCACCCUCUCCACCAACAAAAGGGCACGCCCUGCAUCCUCGCGCCGCACCGCGCCGUGCCAACGUCUGCACCUCCUCGACAAACGACAAACUCUCGCACAGACAGGAUCUCUCCGACACGGUCUCCCCGACAGGGUCCCUCAGACACAAUGGCCACGGCCUCGGCCGCAGCCCCGCGUGGCGCUGGCCUGCCAGCCAAGGUCUCGCAGGUCGCCCCGAAUCAGACGCUCUACGUGCGAGACAUACCCUCGUCGAGGGGAUUGCAGAAGCAGGACAUGCGCAUGGCCCUAUAUAUGCUUUUCUCAACAUACGGCCCUGUGCUCGACGUUGUCGCUCUCAAGACAUCCAAAAUGCGCGGACAGGCCCAUAUCGUGUUCCGGGACAUACACGCCUCAACACAGGCCAUGCGCUCUCUACAAGAUUUCGACUUUUUUGGGAGCAAACUUAAAAUCGAGUACGCCAAAACAAAAUCAAACACAGUUGCCAAGCUGGACGGCACAUUCAAGCUGUCCAACCCAUCAGCAUCCACAAACGUCCAAGUCACGGAACUGCAGCAGAGUAUUUUCAACGCGCCUGUGCCAGGGGCCGCAGCUCACGGGCUUCCCACCAAGCCCCCCUCAGCUGGCGACCACGCCAUGAAGGACGCCGAUUCCGCCGAAAACAGGGGCCAAAAGCGAGUCAGGGAUGAGGAGGAUGAGGAUGAGGAUAGUGACGUCGCCAUGGAGGAGGACAGCGACGACGAGUAGGCUUACUGUCAACCAUACUUUUCCGGUUCAGACCGGGCCUACUCGCGCGAAAUCCGGUGUGGCGAUCCGGCCUCCAAACGCGACUCGGGGAGGGAGAGGAGACACAACCGUCUCAGCCCUCCGUAUGGCACGCCUUCUUGGAGCCUUGUUAGACGGCCACCACCCAAGUCUGCUACGCCAAUGCCAUCUCGGUUGGCACCCAGAGGCCAACGCAGCCACCCACCAGCCCCAACCAAACCAUCAGAUAGUCUUCUCUGGAGCAGUCGAAGUCCGACAUUGCAUCUCCAAGGAGGCAUGGGUGGAUGAAGAAGGUUGGCAGACCUGUUAUGGGAUGGUGCUGAAGAUAGGCGGGGGAAACAAAGAAAAAUGACAGAAAGAGGACGCAGCGUGUUAGUAUAGACCGACCGGCCCUGAACUCGGAAGAAACUCGGAAGAAGGCUGCAUAUCCAGACUUGCUUACAUCUGCUGAGAUGGCCCCAAUCGGCCCUUGCGUCCGGAGCCGUUCUUUGAACUGGUCGGGAACCAGGCGCCGGAAGACCGUAUCCAGGUCCAGCGCUGGCUCGUCGGCUGGCAGUCCGCGCAGAGAGAACCAUAGGCACGGCACUCGGUAGGUAGGGUGCAGGUGAACCUCAUAGGUGACGCUGGGCAGCUCUUCGGGAGUGGGUCGGCUGGGCAGGGCCGACUGGCACGGAGGACUCUUGGUUCAGUCGCAGCGAGGGGAGCUGUGUGGCAUGGCAAGCUGCGGGGAGGCGGAACAUACCGAAUCCGCGUCUUCGAGGUCCAUCAUGUGCUGGUCGGCGCCAACGUGGGCGGCAGUAUCUUCAUCGACAGCGCCGAGUGAGAAGCCGCCGAGUUGGGCAGAGAGGCCAGCGUCGUCGAGGGCGAGCUCGGCAGCGGUGAUGGGGCGGACUAUCUGGACAUAUGUGCUGUACUCGGGACCCAGGGCAAAGCAGGCGUCGAGGGCAGAGAUGACGUUGAGCUUCCACUGCUUGCGGAGCGGGCCCAGAGCGGCACGUCGAUACCUCCUGUCGAGCUGAUGGCAGGUCUCGGCAAACUCGUCGGCGUGGAGGAAGGGAUACUCCCGAAAGUCGGAGCUCCUUUUUGCGCGCAUCGGGACGUGAUUUUGGUCGGAUUAAGCACCAGGCUUAUAGACAGGUGCCUAGGUUCUAGGUUCCUACCUAGGUAGAUACAGGUAGACGGUAGACAGCCCUUUGUACCCAAGACGAAGUUGCUCGAUCGUGGGGGUUUUGGAAUGAUGGUGUCCACACACAUUUCAAAGGCCACCCCUCCCAAGAAAUACCCAGCUAACAGCUCUUGGUACCUAAACUCGGCGCUGUGUAAUUGUUGGGUUGGCACAUUACACCCAUCGCAACUUGUCAUGUUACCAUUUCAUACUACUCGUAAUAUGCAUUUGAAGCCAAACUCAUAUGUAAAGUUUGACCCGAGUUGGCCCACUGCCUCUGGCUGUAGUAUGCGUGCCCUUUUCACAGAAGUGGCAGGCCGGAGGUGGUAAAGAACAAGGCUGGGCACCCGCAAACAGAAAAAAUAAAGAAUGACGGCAGGGCUGCACUAGGGCGACGGAUUGGGCAGUGGUGGCUGUUUUUGUUUUGUUUUGCUAAAUCAGUUAGGUGGUCGAAUGCCGAUUGGAACUCACUGGCCAGGUGGUUUCUAAGCCCGUCACUUGCUUCUGCGAACACAUAUCUAAUCACCAACCUGCUCGUCUA